Nothobranchius furzeri (turquoise killifish) is the source of this 10405-nucleotide messenger RNA. It is a transcript of the gene cacna1ha, whose product is annotated as calcium channel, voltage-dependent, T type, alpha 1H subunit a. Gene Ontology annotation, biological process: calcium ion import; positive regulation of calcium ion-dependent exocytosis; calcium ion transmembrane transport. The record is from RefSeq and is a predicted model, not a curated record. Gene Ontology annotation, cellular component: neuron projection; voltage-gated calcium channel complex; plasma membrane. NCBI's taxonomy places the organism in Eukaryota, Metazoa, Chordata, Actinopteri, Cyprinodontiformes, Nothobranchiidae. Gene Ontology annotation, molecular function: low voltage-gated calcium channel activity; voltage-gated sodium channel activity.
UUCAUUUUCCUCGUGCGCGCCUGAGCGCGCGUGUGCGUGCGUCUCCCUGGUGAACAUCGCUCCUCUCCGGACACCAGGUCACGUGUGAGGGCUCUCAGGUCCUGGGCCAAGUUCCUAUUGGUGUCAGAUCUUCCACAGAGCUCCAGCGCACCCACCCACUCACACAUACCCGCUCGCGCGCGCGCCAGCCCACCCCACCCGCUCCACGCUGCGCAACUAACUCCUCGGCGAGGAUGGACGGGCAGAUGGAUGUGUGGAUAGAUCACGUCCCCGUCUUUUAAUUGAAGCGCAGAUCAACACCACUCCAAGACACUUCCUCGACUUCUUCCGGUGAUUCCUGCGGAUCUUAAGGAUUGUUUCUGAUCACAAACAAAAAGAAAAAAAUUGAAUUUGCGGAAAGAGAGGAAAAGGGAAGGUCCGCGCCGUGCCGCGCCGCUGAGGAACGACGGAAAGUCACGGAUCAUGCUUAUGGGAACUCCCGAUUCCGCCUCAAUAAGAGUGGCUCUGCCUGAUGCUCUAUCAUGACUGAUGGCGAGGGGAGAGUCCGCUUUCAGUACGAAGAGCGCCAAGAGCGAGGGGAGGAGCAAGGCGACGUGAGGCUUUCUGUACGGACCGCCCACAGGAGCGAGAAGUCCCCAGGUCAGCACGAUGUUGACCCAGGAGGAUGUCAGGAUGAGGAGAAGGAGGAGAAGGAAGAGGAGGUGGAAAAUAAAGGACAGAGAAUCUAUAGAGAUGGAGACCAAUGGAGUGGUGAAGUUCAGGAAGGUGUGGAGCAGGAACCAGAGCUGGAGGUGGACGCUGGACCCACGCUAGGAGUUCGGAUCACAGCUCCUAUUCAUGACCCGGACUGUGUCUCCGACGAGGAGGAGCAGCAGCCGUACCCAGCCCUGGCUCCGCUAGUCUUCUUUUGCCUAAAACAAACGACGAGGCCUCGCAACUGGUGUCUUCGAAUGGUCUGUAACCCGUGGUUCGAGCACGUGUCCAUGCUUGUGAUUCUGCUGAACUGCGUGACCCUGGGGAUGUUUCAGCCCUGUGAGGACGUCACCUGCCUGUCAGAGUGGUGCCGCAUCUUACAGGUGUUGGACGACUGCAUCUUCACUUUUUUCGCUGUAGAAAUGGUCAUCAAGAUGGUGGCCCUUGGUAUUUUCGGCCCCAAUUGUUACCUCGGAGAUAAAUGGAACCAGCUUGACUUUGUCAUCGUAAUGGCAGGGGUGAUGGAGUAUUCUCUGGAUGGCCACAACGCCAGCCUGUCAGCCAUCCGCACUGUUCGGGUACUUCGGCCGCUGCGGGCCAUCAACAGAGUACCAAGUAUGAGGAUCCUGGUGACGCUGCUCCUGGAUACCCUGCCCAUGCUGGGAAAUGUUCUCCUCCUCUGCUUCUUUGUCUUUUUCAUCUUUGGCAUUGUGGGGGUGCAGCUGUGGGCGGGACUUCUGCGGAACCGCUGCUUCCUUGGGGAAGACAUAAGAACAAUAUACAAUCUGUCCAUGAACCCUUACUACAUGUCUGAGGAAGGGGAAGACAGCCCGUUUAUCUGCUCAGCUCCUCGCGAAAACGGGAUGUUGCGCUGUCACAAUGUGCCAAACUACACUGAGGAUGGAAAAGAAUGCUCAUUGGCUCCUCCUCACCCAAGUUCUGCUAUAAUUGGACAAUCUCCUGGAGUGGGAGGGGCCAGCAUUAAUGGCUGUGUCAACUGGAACCAGUGCUAUGACACCUGCCGCCCCGGGGAGCUCAACCCACACAAGGGAGCUGUCAACUUUGACAAUAUUGGCUAUGCUUGGAUAGCCAUAUUCCAGGUCAUCACGCUGGAAGGAUGGGUGGACAUUAUGUACUAUGUCAUGGAUGCUCACUCCUUCUACAAUUUUAUAUAUUUUAUACUGCUCAUUAUUGUGGGCUCUUUCUUUAUGAUCAACUUGUGCCUCGUGGUCAUUGCCACCCAGUUUUCUGAGACAAAGCAGAGGGAGAACGCCCUGAUGAGGGAGCAGCGUGCUCGCUACAUGUCCAACGACUCAACCCUGGCCAGCUACAGCGAGCCAGGCUCGUGCUAUGAAGAGAUGCUGCGAUAUAUCAGUCACCUUUACCGUAAACUGAGACGCAGGCUGCAGAGGAUGUACUAUGGCUGGCACAGUAAACGGCGUAAAAAGGUGAACCCUAAUGGCAGUGGUGGUGGCAGCAACGGUGGAGGGAAUGGGCACGGCCAAGGUUCAAGUAGGGGCCUAGGUACUGCAUUGUGGCUGAGGCCAAUACACAACCUCCUCCAGCACCAUCAGCACCAACACUGUCGCCUCAGCAAUGGCGGGCAGCACACAGUCAGCGUGGCGACCGCUGAACACACGGAUACAGAAGGAGCAGGCGAAGAGCUGGAGAUGAAGGUCCAGGGAGGCAGUACAAACGGAAACAGCGGCGAUAACCCGACUGUUGUUACUCAGGGAGUUGGCACAUUCUUCGGGCGACUGAACGGAGGGAUGAACUAUCCGACCAUUCUGCCAUCCUUCGUGUGCAGUUACAGCAGCAAGACGCCACCUUCGCACUCGAAGCAGAGCGGGCAAAGUCCGGAGCAGCAUACAUCAGCGUCUGAACACACGGAGUCACUGAAUAAGCUCUACCAGCUCAUGGGACAGCACAGCCGCCAGAGGCUGCUGUUCCAGUUGGCGAGCGUGGUGCCCACCCCCCUGCUUUUGGAACUGCUCAACUGCCCCCAGUGUGCCCAAAGCCUGGAGAGCUUGGACCUGGAACUAGGAGACCUGGAAGGAGGCAAGAGUGAGGCUGAUGGACUAUAUGAUUUCCCUCAGGGGGGUGAUGUAAGAGGAUGUAGGAGCCGUUUACGCCGACGAGGGAUCAUGGAGUACAGAAACGGAGCUUUUCAGGCCUGGAGACACUUUAGGGAAAAACUGAAAAGGAUCGUUGAAAGUAAAUAUUUCAACCGAGGGAUUAUGAUCGCCAUCCUGGUCAAUACCCUCAGCAUGGGGAUUGAGUACCAUGAACAGCCUGAAGAACUGACUGAUGUGUUGGAGAUCAGCAACAUAGUUUUCACCAGCAUGUUUGUGCUGGAGAUGGGCUUCAUGCUGCUGGCUUUUGGCUUUUUUGGAUACAUCCGAAACCCGUACAACAUCUUUGAUAGCAUCAUCGUCAUCAUAAGUGUGUGGGAGAUAAUUGGUCAAGCGGAUGGCGGGUUGUCAGUUCUCCGGACGUUUCGAUUGUUGCGGGUCCUGAAGCUGGUGCGCUUCCUACCUGCCCUGAGGAGACAGCUGGUUGUGUUGAUGAAGACCAUGGACAAUGUGGCGACGUUCUGCAUGCUGCUGAUGCUCUUCAUCUUCACUUUUAGUAUACUGGGAAUGCAUCUUUUUGGAUGUAAAUUUGGGCUACGAUUGGAGAAUGGAGACACCAUUCCUGAUCGGAAAAACUUUGAUUCCCUACUCUGGGCUAUCGUCACUGUUUUUCAGAUUCUGACCCAGGAGGACUGGAACGUGGUGCUGUACAACGGCAUGGCUUCUACCUCCCCAUGGGCGUCUCUUUACUUUGUUGCUCUCAUGACGUUUGGCAAUUACGUGCUCUUCAAUUUAUUAGUAGCCAUCUUGGUGGAAGGCUUCCAGGCUGAGGGUGACGCUAAUCGGUCAGAAUCAGAUGAUGAAAAGAAAUCUGACCAUUUUGAUGAGGAUGAAAAGGUAGAACAGUUCAGAGACACAGAGCUGAAGAUGUAUUCUCUGAUGAUGACGGCUAAUGGUCACAUUGACCCUCGUGGCACUAUGGCACCUCCUAUAAUAAUGCGCACAGCAGCAACGCCCAUGCCCACGCCCAAAAGCUCUUUGGGACCCGAGUCCAUCUUAGAGGAGGAACUGUUGUACAGAGAGGGGGUAUCUCAAGAAGGUGAGGUUGGGCUGGGCUUCACCGAGGCAGGAACCGAUUAUGUGCAGUCUCGCCGUGGAAGCUCAACAUCCAUGGACCCCUCAGCCUAUGACCAGCGCUCGUUGAACCUCUCAAGUCCUGGAAGGCGUUCCCCUCUUCCUCUCCGUAGCUCUGCCAGCUCAUGGGGAAGCCGACGCUCCAGCUGGAACAGCCUGGGACGAGCACCUAGCCUGAAAAGGCGAGACACUAGUGGAGAGAGGGAGAGUCUGUUGUCUGGGGAAGGUGGAGAGGAGGACGAUGGACUGGAUGAAAACGAGGAGGGUGGAGUUAACAACAGACUAAAGCCAGGGUCUUCGGAGCUGGCGCCCCCAUCGCCUAUGUGUCCUUCCAUAACCACAGAGUACGGUGACUGCAAUGGAAGAACUCAAACAUAUGACCUGAAUGUAAUCUCCGACCCUAAAGAUGACUUCUCAUCGGAGGAUGACAUCGAUGAUGACAGCCCGUUCUGCUACUGGGUCCAGAGAGAACUCCACAGCAUAAAGCCUCGCUGGUGUAAGGAACAUGAAAACUGGACGCUCUACUUGUUUGCUCCUGAGAGCCAGGCUCGAAUUUGGUGCCAAAGCGUGAUUUCUCACAAACUGUUUGACCAUGUGGUUCUGGUUUUCAUCUUCCUCAACUGCAUCACCAUCGCUCUGGAGAGGCCUGAUAUUCAGACCAACAGCAAGGAGCGAGUUUUUCUGAGUGUGUCCAACUACAUUUUCACUGUGAUCUUCCUGGCAGAGAUGGCCAUUAAGGUUGUGGCUCUUGGUUUCUGCUUUGGGAAGCAGAGCUACCUCCAGUCUACCUGGAACAUUCUGGACGGCGUCUUGGUGUUUGUGUCUCUGAUGGACAUUCUGGUCUCUCUGGCCUAUACGAGUGAAAAUAGGAUCCUGGGAAUUCUAAGGGUUCUUCGCCUUUUACGCACACUUCGCCCACUCAGGGUGAUCAGUCGAGCCCCGGGAUUAAAGCUGGUUGUGGAGACACUCAUCACCUCUCUCCGACCUAUCGGAAACAUCGUUUUAAUCUGCUGCGCGUUCUUCAUUGUGUUUGGGAUUUUGGGGGUCCAGCUGUUCAAAGGGAAAUUCUACCACUGUGAAGGUCUUGACACUAAAAACAUCACCAACAAGUCUGAUUGUGUACAGGCCAACUACCGCUGGAUACGGAGGAAGUACAAUUUUGACAAUUUGAUUCAGGCUCUGAUGUCUCUGUUCGUGCUGUCUUGUAAAGAUGGCUGGGUCAACAUCAUGUAUGAUGGACUGGAUGCAGUUGGAGUGGAUCAGCAGCCUGUGAGGAACCAUAACCCCUGGAUGCUGCUCUACUUCAUCUCCUUCCUGCUCAUCGUCAGCUUCUUCGUCCUCAAUAUGUUUGUUGGCGUGGUGGUGGAGAACUUCCACAAGUGCAGACAGGACCAGGAGGAGGAGGAGGCCCGCCUGCGCGAAGAGAAGAGGCUCAAAAUGAUUGAUAAAAAGCGCAGGAGUAAGGAGAAUGGAGGGGCUGAAGCCAAGCAGAGGCCGUACUACGCAGACUACUCUCCUUUGCGUCUGUCCAUCCACACACUGUGCACAAGCCACUAUCUGGACCUUUUCAUUACAUUUAUCAUUUGCAUCAACGUCUUCACAAUGAGCAUUGAGCACUACAAUCAGCCACAGUAUUUAGAGGAGGUUCUGAAGUACUGUAACUAUGUCUUCACCUUCAUCUUCGUCUUCGAGGCCCUGCUAAAACUGGUGGCGUUUGGCUUCCAAAGGUUUUUCAAAGACAGGUGGAAUCAGCUGGAUGUAGCUAUUGUUGCAUUAUCCAUCAUGGGCAUCACUCUGGAGGAACUAAAAAUGAAAGCAGCGCUCCCAAUAAACCCUACCAUCAUCAGAAUCAUGAGAGUACUCAGAAUAGCAAGAGUGCUGAAACUUCUGAAGAUGGCAAAAGGGAUGAGAGCUCUGCUGGAUACUGUUAUGCAAGCGCUGCCACAGGUGGGAAAUCUUGGCCUCCUCUUCAUGCUGCUCUUCUUCAUCUAUGCUGCUCUGGGUGUGGAGCUCUUUGGCAAACUGGAGUGCACUGACAGUAAUCCAUGUGAGGGUCUGAGUCGUCACGCAACGUUUGAGAACUUUGGAAUGGCUUUCCUCACGCUGUUUCGGGUGUCCACUGGAGACAACUGGAAUGGGAUCAUGAAAGACACCUUACGGGAGUGCCACCCAAAGGACACCCACUGUUUCUCGUACUUGCCUUGGAUAUCUCCCAUUUAUUUUGUCACGUUUGUGCUCAUGGCCCAGUUCGUCCUGGUCAAUGUUGUGGUAGCAGUUUUAAUGAAACAUCUGGAGGAGAGCAACAAGGAGGCCAAGGAGGAUGCAGAGAUGGAUGCAGAGAUUGCCUUGGAAAUGGAAGAAGAGAGGCAACGCAGACGAAGCACAACUUCCAACAAUAGCUCGAUGGGAGGGACUUACAUUGGACCGUGCCCAAAUUCACCUGAGCAAGAGGAAGACGGGCAGCACAACGACCAGGACCUGAAGAUGUGCGUGUCUAGGAUGCACUCCCUGCCAAACGACAGUUACAUGUUUCAGCCACCACGGCCCGCCAGCGCCCCCUACCCUCUGAAGGAGGUAGAGCCCACCUCUCAGCAUCAUCAUUCAGUCUCAGUGAUGUCGAUCCAGUCCCAGCCCUGCGAGAGCCGCACUCUGCUGCAGGUUCCAGACAUUUCUCCUCUUCAUCCUCAGUCAACACCAACCCUCACUCUUCCUCGCAUUGCCCCACCAACACCUGGACUCUCACCGCGGGCUCUGCACCGGCAGGUUGCAGUUAAACUGGACUCAAUGGAGUCUCAGGGUGUUGAGACACAAGAGAGGUUCAAAUCUACUCAGCUGCCCUCCCAGUCCCCGUCCCCGUCCCUGUCACCUGUCCCUCCUCCUUCCUCCUCUCCCUCAGCCCUCUCUUUCCCAUCCUGCUCCCCUUCAUCUUCCCCCUUUCUACCCUCACCUGCCCCCCCUUCUCCUCUGUCUCCACCAUCUACUCCAUCAUUCCUCCUCCCUCCUCCUCCUCCUUCCCCUCGUUUCCCCUCCCGUUCUGGGAGCCUUCGUAGACCCAGGGUACCAUCUGCCAUCUCCCUCACUGACCCGGCUGACCAAGAGGUGUAUAACAUCACCAGCGGGGCUCGCUGCAGGUGGAAAGACGAGGACGGGAGCGAGCCGGAGAGCAGACGGAAGGCCGGUCGCAGUCACUCCCUGUCCCCCUACACCCUUCCAUGCUCGCUCAGCUUGACCUUCAGCUCCUCGUCUCCUCCUUCCACUCUACCUCCUUCCUCAGCAAUGAGCACACACAGUCUACUCGAGGAAGGCCUGAAGGAUGUCGGGAAAGGCUUCCGUGUGGACAACCAUGGCUUCCUGGAAAAGCCACCUUCAGGACCUGCAGGUUACUGUGAUGAUCAGAGGCGCCACUCCAUCGAAGUCUGCCUUCCUCAGACCCUCAGCCACCACUUGUCGCCAGAGAGCGUAAAGACGUUUCCUGUGAGGGUGCAGUCGGUCGGUAGCAGCCACAGGAAGAAGAAGACCAGCCCUCCCUGCAUUUCCAUCCACCCACCAUCAGAAAGGGAACACCCCCGACUCCCAUCACCUCCAAAACUGGCCGACUGCAACACGAUGCUGAGACGCAGGACACCUUCCAGCGACCUGAUGCCCCAGUCGAAAGACGUGCCAGUAGACAUCUGUACGCAGGUGCCAACACCACUAACACCAAUCCACAUACCACUUCCGUUGAAUUCCCCGACCCACACAUCGACACCCUCUCUGACGCGCACUCUGCCUCUUGCAUCCGCUCCCUCAAACAUCCCCAUCAGUCCAAACGUGUUCAUUCAGCCGCAUGCACCACUCCUACCUACUGUCAUGCACUUCUCACAAACACACCCUGUAAGUUCUGCUGCGAGGCACACCCCGCUUGCAGGAGAUUGCAUCCCUCUUCCUCGAUUUACCUUUGAAGAGCCACAAUCCAGGUAUGUGAGCGGCAUGUCGGCAGGCCCCUCAGACCCAGACCCAGCCACCUGCUCUUCUCCAUUCGACAGCCGACUGGGAAGCAGCGCAGGAUUCAGCGCGAAGAAUCGGAGGACCGCUCAGUAAACACUUGGUGUCGCGGUCUGAGGCAAAACAUGAAAACUUAAAAGCUGCAGAAAUGAAUCUCGGUGGACCUCAGUAGCGGUUUUUGGAGAAGGAAAGAAAUGUAGAAGUUGGCUGUGCAAACUUUUUUUAAAUUUUUGUUUGUUUUUGUUUUGCUAAAUACUAAUAUAUAUAUAUAUAUAUAUAUAUAUAUAUAUAUAUAUAUAUAUAUAUAUAUAUUGAUCACGUUUUCCAGCUGAAACAGACUCUUCCUCCAAUGAAUGACAAUGGAUCAAUUUUCUUUUUUGUCGUUUUUUUAUUUUUUAUUCUUGCUUGAAAAACCCACGUGUGUUACUGGCUGAUCCUCCUCAAACACACACUGGGACUGAAGCCACUUUACUCCGUAGCCAAAGUUUUUUUCACACACUGUCCUCACUCACGCGAGCCAAUCAGGAAGCAGCGUCUGGCUGAUCGCCGCCGACCCUUUAUUUUUUGGGGAGCAAAGCGGUUUGUGAAAUGCGAGCGUGAUGGGUGGUUUUGUGGGAUAUGCAACUUCAGGUUUUUCCGCAGAGGUUCUGUUCCCCCCCCCUCGCUCCUCGAUCACAUUGAUCCGAGCUGAAGUGUGAAUGAGUGCGUGUGUUUUCACACGUGAGGGGAGCAGGACCGAGCUGUGUUAUUGUUUUUUUUUUCUUUGUCAAAUGUAAAUAAAAGGAAACAAAAUAAUGUAUUUGGUGGGAUUUAAAAAUAGCUCUAUCCAUAUGCACAUAUUUUUAUAGAGGUCUAAAAUGUUUUUGCACAUAGACUUAAACUUCAAGUUGCUUGUUUUUUUCCUCUGUUGUCUUCUUGUGAAUGUAUGUUUCUUUAAAAAAUCUGAGUGGUUGAAAAAACCUUUUUAAAUUGCAAACUCAAAUCAAGGAGAAGGGUUUUAUUUUUCUAUUUUGAAAAAAAGAGUCAGAGGAAAACAGGCGAGUCGUGUGUUUCUGUAGUUUCGUCUCAGACUUUGUAUCCUUUGUCUAAACCACAUAACGUGGGCUCAGUGCUGCAAGUCAGAUUCCCUCUACAUGGAAUUUCACAUGAUGAGAACAAUUCUGUUGAAGGGAUGUUUGUUUUUGCCAUGUUGAAGUUUGCUUCUAAGUAUAAAUAAGUACCAGUUGCUGAUUGGCUUUCUGUAUAGCCCCAAGUUCUAUGGAAUUGUGAUUUCGUUCGUCAGGACAGAAGAAGCAGCCAACACCAAAGUGUAUUCCUGCCAAUUUAAAGUAACACUAAGUAGUUUUUCAAACUUUAAGCUAGAGCUUUAACGUUGAUCUCAGUGAUUGCUGUGUUAGAAACUUGACCUGUUUCAUAUUUGACUCCACUCUGCAGCCCUCUGCUGGCCACAUAUUGCACUUAACAGUUUUGUGGAGCGGGUAGGUGUCCUAGAGGGCACUCUUCGUCUGCUUUACGGCUGUUAGUUAUUUUCUGUGCCAGUUGCCAAUAACAGACUAACAUGCAUCGCACAGUUAGCUUAUUCAGUUUGCUGACCGUAAAUAAAAACAAAAAGAAGUUAACGUUUUGUUGGCAUCACGGUGGAGUCUGAAAUCAGAGAGUAUUGUCUUUAGAGGUGAAGCAAAGAGCUAAAAUCAGAGUAAACAUUGGCGUGCCCUACGGUUGUUUGAGGGAGCUGAAGAAGGUCAUGAAAUCGUGGACUGAUGAUGACCUAGCUUUGUUGCUGCUGGACUUGAAAGUAAUAACAAUUUUUGUCCAACAGCGUGGAUCUUUUUAAUUUGUGGCUUGUUUGGUACGAUUCCCAUUGGGCAGGGUUGGCUAUGGCAGCUCUAAUUCCACUUUAAACCAGUCGGAAAGAGAAGCUGGAAACUGUUUGGUGUUACUUUAACACAGCUCUGAGUUUAGAUACUCCCCAGCUGUUCGUGAGACACUAUUUUAUAAACCUUUAAAAUGCUCUUAACUGUGCACCAUAUGGUUGUUUCAGCAGCCAUGUUAAAUUUGAACAGAUCCACCAAGCAGUCUUUAAGUUGCUGCUCAUACAGUAUUUAUGUCACUGUAGGUUGGAUGGGCAUUUCACGUCAAUGUAUUCUUUGAAUUAAUGGCAAUUUGACUUUGCCAAGCAAAAAGUUACAUACAGAUGGAAACAGACUGUGUGCCUGCAUUCAGACCCUUAACAUGUGUCCAGUGUUAAUUAUUAUAUCACAAAUGUCAGUGAACUAACCUUCAGUGUUAUUUCUUAUUUAGGUUAUUUUAUUCAUGAUAUUAUUUCAGUUUAAUACAAAAUAAAUGUUAGCUAGCUUGUCUGAUGAUUCAGCGUAUGCUUAAAGUAGGGGCAAAGACUUGUCAGUAAAGGUGACUCACUGUACGUGGAUAGAACCAAGGGAUGAACUCCACCUGUCGAAAGUGAUACUAGCGUGGAAGUGACAAACAAUGCAGUUCACCUCUCGUCCACUAGGGGCUGGCUC